Messenger RNA from Oppiella nova, 844 nucleotides. NCBI's taxonomy places the organism in Eukaryota, Metazoa, Arthropoda, Arachnida, Sarcoptiformes, Oppiidae. The record is from the annotation of a GenBank genome assembly.
CAUCAAUGACUGUUUAUUUCAUGGAUUCAGUGGUGAGUUAGCCUGAGAUAUGGACUCAAAUGCAGUGAUCAGUCAAUUGAAAGAUCAUAUCAUUACCAGUGAUUUGACACUCAAGACACUCAUCAAAGACAUAUUAGACUGCAAUACAACUGAUGGCGACUUAAAUUACUUGAUCUCAUGUGUCUCACAACGGAUCCGUGUCUACAAGAAGUCUAUCGAUGAUUUGGUGAAUACAUCGAAAGAGGUGUCAAAUGCAUCGACGAAGAAGUCGUUGGACGUAGAAAUCGAUGGCUUCCGCAACCAAUUGGAGGCAAACUCUAUAGCCCUGAGGAAAGCGAUCGCUUCCAGUCAGAAGUCCAUCACUACGAAGACAAGGGAACAGCUGUUUGGCACUGAUUCUCAACAGACAGCUCUUAGGCAGAGGAAUGGGUCGGCAGUUAACAGUGAGGUGUUGGCCACCAAAUCGACGGCCAUUACGGAUAACCUGAAGACAGUGAGCCGUCUGUUGGCCUCUCAGGUGACCCAAAGUGAGCACACUUUGCAAACCCUGAUCGGCUCGUCAGCCACUGUCACGGAAACGGGCGAAGAGUUCAAAUCGAUGGCUAAUCUGAUUGUGCACUCGAGGAAGUUGUUGACCAAAUACGGGCGCCGGGAGGUGACCGACAAAGUGCUCAUCGUAUUAGCCCUUAUGUUCUUCUUUGGAUGUGUUUUAUAUGUUAUGACAAAACGACUCUUUUGGAGAUACUAUUAGUUUUCGUUCAAACUUUUAACUCAAACUCAUAUUUAUUGUAAUAAUAAUAAUACAGAUUUUAUUAUUUUUAAUAAAUUAUAUUUUUAUAGCCGU